AUGAAGGAAGGCAAAGAGGCACCGCCACAGUUUCAGACAGCCCUGGUGCACAUCAAGCCCAAGGAGUGCAUUUUACGGCAAGCCCCAAAGGAGCCAGUGCUGAUGUGCCGGUCCAACAACUACCCGAAGGGUUUCUACUGCAGCUGGCACCUGCCCACACCCACUUAUAUCCCCAACGACUUCAACAUCUCCGUCAUACACGGCACAAGAGAGAUGGUCUGCGAGAAGGAUGCCUUUCCCAAAAACAGGUGUCACAUCAGAUACCUCCAGCUCUUCUCGACGGUGAAGUACAAGGUGACUCUGACAGUCACGAAUGCUCUGGGCAAAAACUCCACCAGUCUCACCUUUGACGAGGUCACCAUAGUAAAGCCGGACCCUCCAGAGAGUGUGGUGGCCAAACCUGUGCCCAAUAACCCUCGGAGGCUGGAAGUGUCAUGGCAAAACCCCUCGUCCUGGCCUGACCCCGAGUCUUUCCCACUCAAGUUUUUCCUGCGAUAUCGGCCUCUCAUCCUGGACCAGUGGCAACACGUUGAGCUGUCAGACGGAACAUCACACACCAUCACCGAUGCCUACGCUGGCAAGGAGUACAUCAUCCAGGUGGCAGCCAAAGACAAUGACAUCGGCACGUGGAGUGACUGGAGUGUGGCCGUCCAUGCCACCCCUUGGACCGAGGAGCCCAAGCAUCUCACCACGGAGGCCCAGAUCACAGAGACAACAAGCGCUAGCACCUCUUCUUUCAUGCCGCCCCCCACCACCAAGAUCUGCGACAAGGGGGCCGUGGUGGGCAGCGGGGCCGUGGCAGUGUGUUGGACAGCUGGACUGGUCUUGGCUGCCUAUGGUGUCCUCUUUAUUUAG
Molecule: messenger RNA, 855 nt
Organism: Apaloderma vittatum (bar-tailed trogon)
Lineage: Eukaryota; Metazoa; Chordata; Aves; Trogoniformes; Trogonidae
Product: ciliary neurotrophic factor receptor subunit alpha
Exons: 6
Coding region: 1-855 (284 amino acids)
Biological process (GO): cytokine-mediated signaling pathway
Cellular component (GO): CNTFR-CLCF1 complex; external side of plasma membrane; ciliary neurotrophic factor receptor complex
Molecular function (GO): cytokine binding; ciliary neurotrophic factor receptor activity
Source: RefSeq, a predicted model, not a curated record